Hyposmocoma kahamanoa is the source of this 2860-nucleotide messenger RNA. It is a transcript of the gene Cals, whose product is annotated as calsyntenin-1. Gene Ontology annotation, cellular component: cell surface; postsynaptic membrane. The record is from RefSeq and is a predicted model, not a curated record. Gene Ontology annotation, molecular function: kinesin binding; amyloid-beta binding; X11-like protein binding. NCBI's taxonomy places the organism in Eukaryota, Metazoa, Arthropoda, Insecta, Lepidoptera, Cosmopterigidae. The transcript is spliced from 16 exons. Gene Ontology annotation, biological process: homophilic cell-cell adhesion; positive regulation of synapse assembly; positive regulation of synaptic transmission. Bases 158 to 2860 code for a protein of 900 amino acids.
CACAAUCGAUGAGCACAUCCGUCAUCCGCCGCCAUUUGCGAAAGAAAGGCCGAUCGCUGCUCUGCAGCGCGAGUGUCAUCGGUUUGAUUAUGACGAGUGUGUAAUUUGUUAUUUACUGUAUAACUGUGAACUCUGUGUCGACAUUAGAUCAGUUAAAAUGAUUGUGAGAUUUUGGAGCGUUUUGUGCGUCGGAAUUUUGGUGACUUCUGUGCAGAGCGUGCACGGAAACAACGACAAUGAAGACAUUCCAUACCUGGAGCUGGCGGAGCCGGAGGAAGGGUACCAUGGACUAAUCCGCGAAAAUGAGACGCUGGUGGAGGUUACGCCUGCCAUCCGCGCACGAGGUCCACUCUGCUCCUUCCUCAUCCUCAACAACAAGCACCAUGGCGAGGCUCCGUUUGAGAUAAUGGUCAUCGACGAGAAUGAGGCGCGUCUGCGCGUACGCUACCCGCUCAACUGCGAGAAGCGUCGUAACUACAAAUUCGAUAUUGCUGCCGUCGGCUGCGAUGGAUCCUACUCCAAUACGGUGCCAGUUCACAUAACAGUGACGGACGUGAACGAGUUCCCUCCGGUCUUCUCCCAAUCGGCAUACGUGAAGACCGUGGACGAAGGCCGUCUAUACGAUGAGAUCAUACGUGUUGAGGCCACCGAUCGCGAUUGCACCCCGCGAUACGGGGACGUCUGCAAGUACGAGAUCUUGGACAGCAAUACACCUUUCACUAUCGAUAACGAGGGAGUGAUCCGUAACACGGAGGUCUUGGACUACGAGAAGGCGCACAACCACAUCCUCUCUGUAGUGGCGUACGACUGCGGUAUGAUGCAGUCAGCUCCGGUCCUGGUCACCGUCAAGGUGAACAAGCCUUGCCGCGCGGGUUGGAAAGGAGUGGCGGAGCGUGUGGACUAUGCACCGGGUACAGGCCCGCUGGCAUUGUUCCCCGCGGCGCGGUUGGAGGCUUGUUCUUCCGAUGACCGCUGCCCAGGCGUGACGAGGAUCCAGGCUGCUGUUACGUUGCAGGCGAGCCGCGCUGGUACCGGGUGUGAUCGGGACACUUAUGCGCUGCACGCACAAAGGACCAUUUGCGGUAUGGACCAGAAGACCAUCGACCUACUGCCGAGCCCCGGCGCCGGCAACGAGUGGGCCAAGUCUCUCAAACCUGACCUGGGUCGCGACGGCGAGCAGAUGUUUUCUUUCGAUGGCGAGACCACCUCCGCGGUGGUACCCGAGUCAGUCCUACCUCAUUCCCUGGCCGGCACCUUCUCUAUCUCCACUUGGAUGCGUCACGCGCCUGCUCCCGACCAGGACAAGCACCGCAAGGAACACGUUCUCUGCCUGGCUGAUGAUCAUAAGAUGAAUCGCCACCAUUAUGCGAUCUUCGUGCGUAACUGCCGGCUGAUAAUGCUGCUGCGACGCGACUUUGGCGACGGCGAUCUCAACAUCUUCCGCCCCGCCGAGUGGCGCUGGAAGAUUCCCGAGGUGUGCGACAACGAAUGGCAUCACUACGCGAUAAACGUGCGGUUCCCGAACGUGGAGCUGUUCAUCGACGGCGAGCCCUACCGCAGCGUCGACGGCAAGGGCCCGGAGGUGAUCGACGACUGGCCGCUGCACCCCGCGCACGGCGUGAACACCACCACGGUCGUCGGGGCCUGCUGGCAGGGCACGGAGAGCGACAUGAAGCACCACCUGCGCGGCUGGCUGGCGGGGCUGGGCGUGCUGCGCGGCGCCGUGCAGCCGCCAAGGGCGCUGCAGUGCGUGGCGCGCUGCCGGGAGGGCCUCAGCCUGGCGCCGGACCUCUACCUGCGCUCGGUGUCGGUGGAGGGCGACGGCGUGGCCGACGUGGAGACGCUGCUGCGGCGCGUGGCCUACGGCGACGCGCGCGCCUUCCCCACGCCCGGGCGGCGCAACGUGCACGUGGCCACCACCAUCACGUGCGACAACGGGCGCGUGGUGAAGGCGCGGCCGGCCGAGUCCUACAUCAUGGUGCUGCAGCCGCAGACGCCCACCAUCCUCAUCAACGGCAGCGGCGACCUGGCGCGCGACUACGCGCACUUCCGCGCCGGCCUCAAGGUGCUGCCCGAGCUGGCGCUGCGCGUGCUGGCGCGCGGCGGCGACGCGCUCAGAGAAGCGGACACGCAGAAGCUGGACUCGUGCGUGGUGUCGGUGUAUCCCGCGCUGAACCCUGACCACGAGGCGCUGACGCUGCGCGACGCGGCCGAGCUGCCGCUGCGCUACGACAUCCGCGCCGCCGUCACGCGCGACGGCGUCAUCCUCAGCGGCGCCGACACCGUGCGCAACUACCAGAAGGUGCUGCGCGAGAUCGAGUACAGCAACAAGAAGCCGGCGUACUACCUGAACCGCGUGUUCAAGCUGACCUGCUCCGAGCUGAACGGCCGCUUCACCAGCAACGAGUACGUGCAGACGCUGACCGUCGUGCACCCGCACAUGGCCGCCGGCGACGCCGGGCUGGCCCGCGAGCUGCACCCCGCCGGCAUGGCCGACAAGGCGGACGCCGGGGCGCGCGAGCAGACCCGCGGCCGCGCGCUGAGCCCGCGCAUUAAAGCAGCCACGUUUACACCGUUCGCUAGCGACAUGGCUAUCAAAGGACGAGGGGCGAUAGCGGCGCAGGCGCUGGCAGCAAGGGCUGCACGUCACGCCAACUUGAACCGCGACAGGGUGUACCAGGAGCGAGAGGGAGGGGCUACGCUGGAACCGGUUGGUCCAAAUGGUGAAUUAUUGAAGACUGCGACCGCCCUUUGGCCGUGCCUGCGAAUGGCGGGCGGGGGCGGCGCGGGGCUGUGCGAGGUGCGCGGGGUUGUUUGCCGGCCACUUGCCGCGCGCCUUUCGGCGGCAGAGCGAUUUUGA